CUCUGAUCCGAGGACGAGCCAGUCAGACCAGCGCGAGACGGAGGCCUCUCCAGACGUGACACGCGCACCGUGCCCGAGCAGAGCGGACGUGACCCGACAUGGGGACGCGCAGCCCCGCAGCAGCUCUCCUGACGGCGUUCUUCCUCUGCACACACUCGGCCUCAGGCUCCUAUCCCCAAGCACAGAAUGUCACUUGGAAAUCCACCAAUUUUAAAACAAUUUUGACCUGGGAGCCCAAACCAUCAGCUGAUUACUCCUACACAGUGGAGUACUCUGCGGUUGGUGCUGACAAACAGAGGAACCGUCACUGUAUCCGGUCCUCAGUGACAGUAUGUGAUCUGUCCAGCUCUCUGACUGACCUGCAUGCCUACUACACAGCUGAUGUCCUGUCUGAACCCCCUCUGGGGGCCACCUCGGAUCUCAUCGAGUUCCCUCACACCAGCUCGCCACGAUUCUGCCCCUAUAAAGACACUAAUAUAGGAAGACCGGACUUCAAGCUGAAGGUAAGUGAAGACAAAAAGAAGACCACCCUGUAUGUGGAUGAUCCACUCACUGCCCGGUUUAAAGAUGGCCGCCAGCUGAACAUCAGGGAUAUCUUCUCCCAUCAACUGCAGUAUAAAGUCACCUAUCGGAAAAAUAAGAGCACCGGCAAAAAAAUCUACGAGUCAAAGACCAACGUGAUAGAGCUGACGGAUCUGGACCGAGGGGAGAGCUACUGCUUCAACGUCCAGGCCUAUGUUCCUAGCCGCAGCACCGACAUGCAGCUGGGAGAGCUGAGCCAGACCCAGUGCUCCAACAACGACGACCAGUCCAUCUUUGAAGUGUAUUCAGUGGGUGUGAUUGCUGCUGCCAUCUUCCUCAUCCUGCUGCUGAUAGGCCUCAUCAUCGCCAUCACAGUGGUCUGCUGCAAGCGCAGGAAGAAAGCUCUGAAAAGUGGAAAAGAAGGAGUGCCUCUCCGGGAUGUAUAAACACACACACACACACACACACACACACACACACACACAUUACAUUGCAUAUUAUCUAGCUGACGCUUUUAUCCAAAGCCACUUACAAUAAGUGCAUUAAACCAUGAGUACAACUCAGAACAACACUGGGGCCAACACUGAGUUGUUGAAGGUAAUAGUCAGGUCGUGGGUGGGAGAGCCUUUUUGUGACAUACACACUCACACACACACACACACACACACACACACACUGUGUGCGGUACAGCUUAAUUGAUUCAGUCCAACUGUCAAACACUGGAAUCAAGCCUUCCUUUAGUUUCUGUGAAACUGCCUUUGAAUAUGAUAUGUAUUUAUAUGUAUAUUUAAUCAUGUUAUCAUUCCAUGCUGUAGAAAAAGACACUGUACACACUCUACUCUAAGCUACACACUAGUCAAACUGCUGAGAUUGUAAUAUUCCAUUUAUUUCUUUUAUAUUUGGUGAGUGGUACCUCUGAUGACUGUAUUGGAACAUAAAGACUACCAACAGAUUUUAUUUAUUUCAUUCAAUAUCACAUUGGAUCUUUGGGAGACGAGUGAAAUCAAGACCUAGUAUAUAUUAUUUUUGUAUCUGAUGCUUAAUUUAUUGUGUUUAUUUGAAAUUAACAUAUUUGUAUAUGAUGCAAUUUUUAGCUCUUUUAUAUUUCAGGUUGUUGCAGAUCGUUUUAUCAUUUAUAAAAGGUAACACAUGUUUUACAGAACACAAGCAAGUUGUACAUGUCCAAAAUAUAUUUCUCUAUUUCACUAUCAAUACUAUUAAAUGUUGUUCAAGUCAAACUGAUGUUAAGAAAUCAUAUAUUCUUAUCAUACUUUUGUUGUUGUUGUUGUUCAUCAUUGCAACCUCUAAAAACAGCACUCGAGCAGGGCUGAUGGUAUUAUUUACAGAUCAAUAUUACCAAAUAUCUGUUCUUUAAAAUGACUUGAUUUGAAAUGUUCAUUGUAUAGUUUUCAUUUGUGAAACAAUUGCCGUAAACAAUAUUUUCAUUGAAUGCAGUUAGAGCUACACUGUAUAACAAACGAUUUAAGGUGAUUAAUAUACUGGAAACAAAUCUAAGAUGUCAAUAAAAUGUAGCAGAAUGAAACACAGACAUCUGUGUAUAGUUUCUCAUUAGGGAACCUCGGAGAACCCUAAGCUUCAGGAACCGUUCUCUAGAGCCGCUGGUCAGUGUGUCCGGAGGCUGCUGGUGCAACAUGGUGGAAAAAGUGAUGAUAAACUAAUUCAAACAUAGUUAUGAAUAUUAUAUUGCAUUGCUGCCAGCAAAGUCCCCUAAACGUUACACACUGUUCCUCUAGUGAAGCCGUAGUUCCCUGGAUGCUCCAUCAGAAGGAACCACUCUGAAGGUCAAACAGUUGGAGUAUACGGAGAAGAUCUUUAUUGUAGGACCAACACAUUUGGGCUUGUGGUCUUCAUCAAGCUCAUCAUAAAACAUAUUACAAAUAACAUUUGAACAGAGAAGGUAUAGAGCAGAACAUUUCUUUAUAUAAUAUAAAAGGCCAAUUAUAUACAGUAUAUCCGCACAAAUGUGAGCACCCAGCGAUGGGCUGGGCUGUAUGUCAGGUGGCACCUGUCAAUCACAUUCCCAAAGUGGCAGAGGCGAGGGCCUCAUUAAGACCUACAUGGAUGACACCAUUUGUGCAUUCCAUACUAUUCAGUGACAUUUAGUCUUUGAAUCUUAAAGUUUGGCUGAAAUAAUAUAUGAUAUGCAUAUAGUGCUUAAUUACAGCAUAAUAGAAUUCACCACAAUACAACACACAGGCGUUCUUAAUAUGUACAGUAAAUAACCUGGAAUGAGUAAUACAUUGAAAUGUAACUGUUAAGGGUAUACUGUAUGAGUAUGAAGACAAUUAGUAAGUACAUGUCUAUCCACCUGCUGUAUACAGAAUGUGUGAAUAAAAGAAGCUUAGACAAC
Messenger RNA from Cyclopterus lumpus (lumpfish), 2893 nucleotides. RefSeq names its product coagulation factor IIIa (gene f3a). The transcript is spliced from 6 exons. Bases 99 to 968 code for a protein of 289 amino acids. Gene Ontology annotation, molecular function: protein binding. Gene Ontology annotation, biological process: blood coagulation. The record is from RefSeq and is a predicted model, not a curated record. Gene Ontology annotation, cellular component: membrane. Lineage: Eukaryota; Metazoa; Chordata; Actinopteri; Perciformes; Cyclopteridae.